Molecule: messenger RNA, 522 nt
Organism: Xylaria bambusicola
Lineage: Eukaryota; Fungi; Ascomycota; Sordariomycetes; Xylariales; Xylariaceae
Exons: 2
Coding region: 85-522 (145 amino acids)
Biological process (GO): L-arabinose metabolic process
Molecular function (GO): alpha-L-arabinofuranosidase activity; nucleic acid binding
Source: RefSeq, a predicted model, not a curated record
CUCAAGGGCUUUACUCACGUUCCGUACAAUGGUCAGCCUCUAAUUUAUGGGACGACACACGAUACCGGAUCGACCUGGGGUUCAAUGAAUUUCGGUCUCUUCUCAAACUGGUCCAGUAUGGCCUCAGCGAGCCAGAAUGGCAUGAUUGGGUCGACGGUUGCGCCCACAUUAUUCUAUUUCGAACCAAAAAAUAUAUGGCGAUCCUACCAUGUCUAUGACCAAAUUCUCCGCAGUACCGAGUUACCCGCGCAGUUCUCAACUGCUGCGGAUGUCCUCGAGGACUUGACACAUAACAUGUGCUACCUUUUCGGAAGGGCAACCAAGGCCGUAAGUGUUUGCCCUCCAGUAUACUACGCCGAUCUUGUUUGUACAAGAGCUCAAUGUUACUUGAGAGACACAUUUGAUCCUCCUCUGUCAGCAAGUCCCGAUGCGACCUCGGCAGGGACGAGUGCAUCUCGAGCUCUAGAUGCUAGUACAGUGAAAAUACAUCCCAAUAUCAGGAAUGCUAUGUUCUAUAUAUGA